Molecule: messenger RNA, 2202 nt
Organism: Colletotrichum higginsianum IMI 349063
Lineage: Eukaryota; Fungi; Ascomycota; Sordariomycetes; Glomerellales; Glomerellaceae
Product: Ph-response regulator protein palh rim21
Exons: 1
Coding region: 1-2202 (733 amino acids)
Biological process (GO): cellular response to pH
Cellular component (GO): plasma membrane
Source: RefSeq, a predicted model, not a curated record
AUGGGGAACGCAAACCCUCUCCCCGAUCUGGGGGCUGCGGGAGCCGCCGCCGCCAAAUUUGUUACCGCCGCACCCAUCAUUAUCGCAAAUAAUGGUGUAAACUACGAAGAAACCGCGACCGGAGGCGCGGUGCAAUACAAAGACUUCCGCGAUCCCUUCUUCUCUCAAUCCAUCUUUCCCGUCUGCUACGCACUCGCCGCGACGACUGUGACGGCAUACAUGCUUGUUAUUAUGCUUUUCAUCACGCCUCGAUCCUUUCUCGACGGCGGAAUUGUAUAUCUGGGUCGACGCGGGUUUACCGGUGGCGGAACGUCAAACGGAAUUAGCAUCGGAGGACGACCGUGGCUGCAGAAAGUGGCCGCCGUUACCGUUGCAAUCUCACUCACGAUAGCCAGCGCCGACACCUUCAAGGUGGCGGAGCAGCAGUACCAGUGGGCAAUUCAGGACGCCCAAAAGAUGCAAUCGGAGGUCAUGGAUGGCACGGAACUGAAGGUCAUUCGCCUGAUUUCUGACACGUUUUUGUGGCUGGCGCAAGCCCAAACUCUCAUCCGACUCUUCCCACGCCAGCGGGAAAAGGUUAUUAUCAAGUGGACUGCAUUCGCGCUGAUCACGCUGAACCUCAUCUUCAGCGCCCUCAACAGCUUUCAGUUCCCCACCAGCGGAAGCAACGGCAACGCCCGUCCCCGAAGCUUCGUCAAUGCCAUCCCCGCUCUCAGCUACCUAUUUCAACUCUCCCUCGGCCUUUUGUACGCCGCCUGGGUUAUUUACUACUCCCUCAUGAAGAAGCGAUACGCGUUCUACCAUCCGUUGAUGAAGAACAUGGUUCUGGUUUCCACCCUCUCCCUCUUCGCCAUCCUCGUCCCAGUUGUCUUCUUCGUCCUGGACAUGGCCAAGCCGGAAUUCACGGGAUGGGGAGACUACGUUCGUUGGGUUGGUGCCGCGGCCGCCAGCGUGGUGGUUUGGGAAUGGGUGGAGAGAAUCGAAGCGUUGGAGAGGGAAGAGAAGAAGGACGGUAUUCUUGGCCGCGAAAUAUUUGACGGCGACGAAAUGCUGGAAGUUUCUGCCUCGGAGUUUCCUUGGCUUAGAAGAAGGAAGAAUCGGCAUGGUGGCCGGGACGACGGUGGCCAAGAUGGUCCCCAAGGUGGCGGAGCCGUCGCUCAAGGUUCUCCUUCUGGUGGCAGAGGCAACCUUUGGCCCGGCAUGACACAAAUCGCCUCCAGGUACCGUGUCAACCACGCCCAGGCCAAUGCCGAACCGCACAACGCCCCGAAUGGCCAAAGAUCCAUGGGCGGUCUGUUACGCCCGCCAGUGUGGCCUUCACGGCCCGCCCCCGCGGUAACUCCCGUGAGCCGAACCGACACAGCAAGCGCAGCGAGCACUGUGUAUGCCGUCAGAUACCAAAUGCCGUCGGAAGCAACCUCGCGGACACCAGAGGUGGCGCCCCAGGAUGUCCACCCGCCUCAACGCAACCCAGCAGCUGCCAUUUCGAGGAGCGACUCGGCAUUCUCAAGGAGCAAGUCAGUCGCUAGCGACGAUGAACCCGCGAUGGCGGCCCCCAUCCCGAGACCAGCGACUCACAAGGCGGUUGAAAUGGACACGGAAGCCCAGGAAGACAUGGCCGCGAAGGGCAGGAAUGGAUGGAGAUCGCUCAUCGCCAACCCGCUCUUCCGGCGAACCGCUCGGGAUCCACCCGCCGAAGUGAUGGCUCAUGCCGAGUCCAAGUCCGAAGCCCGUGGCGGUCACGAUGAUGCUGGAAGAUGGGAUCUCCGGGCCCGGUUGGAAGACUUCGCAGCGACACAAGCCGAGAAGAUCAGAGAGAAGAUGCGCCCCACUCCCGAGACGGACAGUCUACCAGUCACCGUCAUCCCCGCGCCACCGAGGCAAGGGGCAGCAUUGGCUCAACUGCUGGAAGAGGAGAGGGGCCAAGAGACCCCUGAGCGUGUGGCACUCACCAGAACUACUAGUGACGCGUCUGCCCUCUCCCCUCAGCCUGCCGGUGCACUCGGCCGGACAGCGAGUAACUUCUCCCAUCUUUCACGCGGUGCGAGUCAACCUCCAGAAGCGGCAACGCUGCAGCUGAGCAGGCCGCCGCUCUGGCCCGGUGUACGACCUCAACAGCAGGAGUACGAGCCCCAGUCACCCAGCGCGCCUUCCCAUGGCCGGCGGUUGGGAGAUGACUCGGGCCCGCCAACUACUCCCUGA